CUUGAAGCCGGCUGACAGAUAGCCCUAUCAGCACCUGUUAUCUUCUUCUUGAGCAAAUCCCUCCAUCGCUUCUCCGAUUUUUCCACCGUACCUCCGCCGCCGGAGAAAAAAAUCCGGCUACCUUUCACCUCCUAUCGAUGUUGCCUCUUCACAUUCUUGUAUUCCUUCCAUAACGGAAAGUUUGCUAUCAAAGAACCAGAGAAUUUUCCCGAGAAACAAUCGGAGCGUAAAUGGAUUUCACCUUAACCUCUUCUCCAUCCAUCAGUGCAAAGCUCUCUCCACCGUAUCGAAACUCUUCACGUCCUUCAUUCUUCACAUUCAAUUCAUUUUCCCCUGCCAAAAAGCACCGCGCCAGAACUAGAAGAUUCUUAGUGAAAUCCCCAAACAGAACUCGAAAUCUUUUGCCAAUAGCAAGUGUUUUCCAUGCAAUUAACUUUCCAGAUGAUUCUAGAAGCUCAAUGUCUGAAAAAGAAGAAGAAAAACCAGUGGUUUCCACGGUAAAAUUUGAGAAAUCGGUGGGAAAUUUAGUACAGUGCAUUGCAAGGCCAAUUGUGUUUGCAGUGUUUUGCAUUGCUGUUGGAUUUUUUCCAACUGGGAGAUUUCAGGUACCUGCAAUUGCCGCUCCGGUGGCAAGUGAUGUAAUGUGGAAGAAGAAAGAGAGUGGGAAAGUUUUAGAAGAAACAAAGGAGUUGAAGUCCAAGGAUCACGAGUACUCGGAUUGCACGAGGAGUUUGCUAGAGGUGGUUUCGGGUUUACUUAGGAGUAUAGAAGAAGUUAGGUCAGGUAAAGCUGAUAUGAAGAAGGUAGAGGCGGUCUUAAGGGAGGUUAAAUUGAAGAAAGAAGAAUUGCAAGAGGAAAUAAUGAAUGAACUGUACGCUGAGUUGAGGGAAUUGAAGAGAGAGAAGGAUGGUUUGUCAGAUAGAUCGGAGGAGAUUGUUGACAUGGUGGUGAAAGCAAAGAGGGAGCAUGACCGAUUGUUGGGGAAGGCAAGUGGUGAUGGGAAGAAGAUAAAGGAGCAAAUUGCAAGGUUGGUGGAGAGUAUGAGCCGGUUAGAUGAGGAGUAUGCUAAAAUAUGGGAAAGGAUUGGAGAGAUUGAGGAUCGGAUUUUGAGAAGGGACACGAUGGCUAUGAGCAUUGGUAUAAGGGAGCUUUCUUUUAUCACAAGGGAGAGUGAGCAAUUGGUGGCGAGUUUUAGACGAGAAAUGAAGCUGGGGAGGACCAACAGUGUACAACAAGGCUCUGCUACCAAACUUUCUAGGUCUGACAUUCAGAAAGACUUGGAAACUGCACAAAGAGAAUACUGGGAACAGAUGAUUCUGCCUAGUAUUUUGGAAAUUGAAGAUCUUGGUCCUCUCUUUUAUCGAGAUUCGAAGGAUUUUGUUCUACAUAUAAAGCAGGCCCUUAAAGAAUCAAGGGAGAUGCAAAGGAAUAUGGAGGCUCGUGUAAGAAAAAAUAUGAGGAGGUUUGGGGAUGAAAAGCGUUUUGUUGUAAACACGCCAACAGAUGAAGUUGUGAAAGGUUUUCCAGAAAUUGAGUUGAAGUGGAUGUUUGGAGAUAAGGAGGUUGUAGUUCCUAAAGCUAUUAGCUUUCAUUUGUUCCAUGGUUGGAAAAAGUGGCGGGAAGAAGCUAAGGCAGAUCUUAAAAGAACUUUGUUAGAAAAUGUUGACCUUGGUAAACAGUAUGUGGCCCAAAGACAGGAACAUAUACUUUUGGACCGAGAUAGAGUGGUGGCAAAAACUUGGUUCAGUGAAGAAAAAAGUAGGUGGGAAAUGGACCCAAUGGCUGUUCCAUAUGCUGUGUCCAAAAAGCUAGUAGAGCAUGCCCGAAUUAGGCAUGACUGGGCAGCUAUGUAUAUUGCACUGAAGGGGGAUGACAAGGAAUAUUAUGUUGAUAUUAAGGAAUUCGAAGUUCUGUUUGAAGACUUAGGAGGGUUUGAUGGGUUGUAUUUGAAAAUGCUGGCCGCUGGUAUUCCCACUGCGGUUCACCUCAUGCGGAUUCCUUUCUCAGAGUUGAAUUUCCGUGAACAGUUUUUCUUGAUAAUGAGACUUUCUUAUCGAUGCUUGAAUGGAUUUUGGAAGACAGGAAUUGUAUCAUAUGGAAGAGAAUGGCUUCUUGAGAAAAUCAGAAAUUUGAAUGAUGACAUAAUGAUGAUGAUUAUUUUUCCUCUUGUGGAGUUUAUCAUCCCUUUUCCGUUAAGGAUACGGUUGGGAAUGGCAUGGCCUGAGGAAAUUGAUCAAACUGUUGGCUCGACAUGGUACUUGAAAUGGCAGUCUGAGGCAGAAAUGAGUUUUAGGUCCAGAAAGCAAGAUGACAUCCAAUGGUUCUUUUGGUUUUUCAUUAGAUGCUUCAUAUAUGGAUAUGUGUUAUUUCAUACAUUCCGAUUUAUGAAAAGAAAAAUUCCCAGAAUUCUUGGGUACGGGCCUUUACGUAGAGAUCCAAACUUGAGGAAGUUGCGCAGACUGAAGGCUUAUUUUAAAUAUAGAGUAACGAGAACAAAGCGUAAGAAGAAGGCUGGCAUUGAUCCAAUAAGGACUGCUUUUGAUCAAAUGAAGAGGGUGAAGAAUCCACCAAUACAAUUGAGAGAUUUUGCAAGCGUCGAUUCUAUGAGAGAGGAAAUUAAUGAAGUUGUGGCAUUUCUACAAAACCCUAGUGCAUUUCAAGAAAUGGGAGCACGUGCACCUCGGGGGGUUCUUAUUGUGGGCGAGAGGGGGACAGGAAAAACAUCUCUUGCACUAGCUAUAGCUGCUGAAGCAAAGGUGCCUGUUGUAGAAGUUAAAGCUCAACAGUUGGAGGCUGGACUAUGGGUUGGCCAGAGUGCAUCAAAUGUUAGGGAACUAUUUCAAGCAGCAAGGGAUUUGGCACCUGUAAUCAUAUUUGUAGAAGAUUUUGACCUCUUUGCUGGUGUCCGUGGCAAGUUUAUUCACACUAAAAAGCAGGAUCAUGAGGCUUUCAUUAAUCAGCUUCUUGUGGAACUUGAUGGGUUUGAGAAGCAAGAUGGGGUUGUCUUGAUGGCUACUACUAGAAAUCUUAAGCAAAUUGACCAGGCAUUACAGCGGCCUGGUCGAAUGGAUAGAAUAUUUUAUCUUCAACAGCCAACUCAAACAGAAAGGGAGAAGAUAUUGCGUAUUGCUGCAAAAGAAACUAUGGAUGAUGAGCUCAUUGACUACGUAGACUGGGGAAAGGUUGCUGAGAAGACAGCUCUUCUACGCCCUGUAGAGCUAAAACUUGUUCCUGUGGCCUUGGAAGGUAGUGCCUUUAGGAGCAAAUUUCUUGAUGUCGAUGAACUUAUGAGCUACUGUAGCUGGUUUGCGACUUUCAGUGGUUUUGUCCCUAAAUGGAUGAGGAAAACAAACUUGGUGAAGAAAGUAAGCAAAACUCUGGUGAAUCAUCUUGGACUGACAUUGACAAAAGAGGAUUUGCAGAAUGUGGUUGAUUUGAUGGAACCGUAUGGUCAGAUAAGCAAUGGAAUAGAAUUUCUGAAUCCUCCACUUGAUUGGACAAGAGAGACAAAAUUACCACAUGCUGUCUGGGCUGCUGGUCGUGGUCUUAGUGCCAUUCUUCUGCCCAACUUUGAUGUUGUUGAUAAUCUGUGGCUUGAGCCCUUGUCAUGGCAGGGAAUUGGAUGUACAAAGAUCACUAAGGCUAAAAAUGAAGGUCCCAUUCAUGGAAAUGUGGACACAAGAUCAUACCUUGAAAAAAGACUUGUAUUUUGCUUUGGUUCAUAUGUUGCAUCCCAACUGCUACUUCCCUUUGGGGAAGAAAACAUACUUUCUUCUUCAGAACUGAAGCAGGCACAGGAGAUAGCUACGCGGAUGGUGAUCCAGCAUGGAUGGGGCCCUGAUGACAGUCCUGCAGUUUACUACUAUAGCAAUGCGGUUAGUGCUUUGAGUAUGGGAAACAACCAUGAGUACAAGGUGGCAGCCAAAAUUGAAAAGAUGUAUUAUUUAGCAUAUGAUAGAGCAAAAGAAAUGCUUCAGAAAAACCGCCGUGUGCUUGAGAAGGUUGUGGAAGAGCUGCUUGAGUUUGAGAUCUUGACAGGGAAGGAUUUAGAAAGAAUUGUUGAAGAGAAUGGUGGGAUUCGGGAGAAAGAGCCAUUUUUCCUUUCAAAAGUCCAUGAGAAAGAGCCUGAAUCUAGCAGCUUUCUUGAUAGUGGCAAUGGAUCGGGAACUGCUCUUUUAGGAGCAGCAACAUAGUAUGGAAGGAAUACACCGGUCUGGGGCUAAUGCCUUGUAUUUUUUUUUUUUUAAUUAAAUAAUAUUCUUUUGUGCAUUGGAGAUGAUUAGCAAUACAGAGAUUAGCUUGGGAUUGAGAAGAGGCUCCCCUUUUUCCUUCUCAAACCCAUCAGUUGUCACUGUUAUGUGGGGUACUUUCUUUUUGUUCUAUCCGCUUUCUAGUUAUGCUUUUUAUACCUGGCUGUAAAUCUUCUAUUUAUAAUAUUUAUCCUUGGUGUAGUUUGAAUGUUC
Molecule: messenger RNA, 4463 nt
Organism: Vitis riparia (riverbank grape)
Lineage: Eukaryota; Viridiplantae; Streptophyta; Magnoliopsida; Vitales; Vitaceae
Product: probable inactive ATP-dependent zinc metalloprotease FTSHI 5, chloroplastic
Exons: 19
Coding region: 231-4193 (1320 amino acids)
Biological process (GO): proteolysis
Cellular component (GO): chloroplast thylakoid
Molecular function (GO): metalloendopeptidase activity; ATP binding; ATP-dependent peptidase activity
Source: RefSeq, a predicted model, not a curated record